UUACCAACCAACCAAACCAGUACUUGCUCCGUAAAAAAAUCAAAACAAAAACAAGGAAAAAGAAACAACGCUUCGUCGAUCAAAUCGCCAAGAUCACCAUGGGCAACACAUCUUCGAUGCUCACUCAAUACGACAUCGAAGAAGUCCAACAACACUGUAACCACACCUUUUCGCAGCAAGAGACAGUGUCGUUGUACCAGAGGUUUUGCCAGCUGGAUCGAAACGGCUGCGGUUUCGUCCCAGCCGAGGAGUUCCUUUCCGUUCCUGAAUUCGCCGUCAAUCCUCUCUCUCAGAGAUUGUUGAGAAUGGUAGAUGGACUGAAUUUCAAGGAAUUUGUGGCAUUCUUGUCUGCAUUCAGUCCUCGAGCUCCUUUGCAACACAAAAUCGAAUUUAUCUUCAAGGUGUAUGAUUCGGAUGGCAAUGGGAAAGUUACCUUCAGUGAUAUGUUGGAUGUAUUGCAUGAUUUGACCGGACAGUUUGUAUCAGAACAACAAAGAAAGCAAGUGCUGACACGUGUCCUUGAAGAAGCAGGUUACUCAAAGGAUUCUUUCUUAGUCUUGUCAGACUUUGUAAAGAUUCUUGGAAAUUCUGAUUUGAAGAUGGAAGUUGAAGUUCCAGUGGACUAAAUGCAGUUGGCAGCACAUAAAAUUGCAACUUCAGCCCAGAUAGUGGAGUGUAGACUGAAUUCUGUUGGCGAAAAGUGUGAGCUGCCACACUUCUCUGUAAAUCGAUGUUCAAAUGCAACUGUUGUAAGGUAUCUAAUUUUAGACCGUUAUAUCAUCUUACAUUACUUUAUGAUUAAAGCAAUUCAUUAAUAAAAAUGUGGAUUCCAAUUAGUUGAUAA
Messenger RNA from Populus nigra (black poplar), 844 nucleotides. RefSeq lists its product as uncharacterized. The record is from RefSeq and is a predicted model, not a curated record. Lineage: Eukaryota; Viridiplantae; Streptophyta; Magnoliopsida; Malpighiales; Salicaceae. The transcript has 6 exons. Gene Ontology annotation, molecular function: calcium ion binding. The coding region runs from base 99 to 626 and encodes 175 amino acids.